Molecule: messenger RNA, 2438 nt
Organism: Oncorhynchus keta (chum salmon)
Lineage: Eukaryota; Metazoa; Chordata; Actinopteri; Salmoniformes; Salmonidae
Gene: coq4
Product: coenzyme Q4 homolog (S. cerevisiae)
Exons: 7
Coding region: 19-921 (300 amino acids)
Biological process (GO): ubiquinone biosynthetic process
Cellular component (GO): mitochondrion; mitochondrial inner membrane
Source: RefSeq, a predicted model, not a curated record
AACACUCUUUUAACCGUCAUGACACGUCAUCACGUCCGCUUCAUUUUUGGUAAAAGGCGCAUGUGCCAGCUAGCGCACAACAAAGAAAUGUUGCGUUCACUCCUCGUUUCAAGUCGAAGAAGCCCUGGUAGGGGCGCGUUUAUAUUCGAAGCCCUUUGUGUCCGGCAGCAUCACCAUGGCGUGGACUCUGCAGACGUGCAGUAUGACGGACUGUACCCAGGCCACAUCCCCACCAGCCCCAUCCAGAAAGCCCUGUUGGCUGUCGGCUCCGGGGUGGCAGCCCUGCAAGACCCCUACAGACAUGACAUGGUGGCAGUGCUGGGAGAGACGACAGGACACCUGGCCCUGAUGACGCUUCGGGAUCGAAUGAGAGGAGACCCUGAGGGCUAUACCAUUCUAACUGAGCGCCCACGGAUCAGACUAUCCACAUUGCAUCUGUCCAAGAUGGCUUCCCUUCCAGAUGGAUCCUUUGGGAGAGAGUACCUGCGCUUCCUUGAGGACAAUAGGGUGACCCCUGACUCGAGGGUGAAUGUGAAAUUUGUGGAUAAUGAGGAGUUGGCGUACGUCAUGCAGCGGUACCGAGAAGUCCACGAUUUACUGCACACCUUACUAGGCAUGCCCACUAACAUGCUGGGUGAAGUGGCAGUAAAGUGGUUUGAGGCUGCUCAAACUGGCCUGCCCAUGUGCAUCCUGGGAGCAGCGUUGGGACCGCUCCGUCUGUCCACAAGUCGUCUGGAGCCCUUGGUGACGUCACUGGGACCGUGGGCUGUGAGGAAUGGCCGGCAGGCCCGCUGUGUCUUCAGCAUCUUCUACGAGCGCCGCUGGGAGCAGAGUCUGGAGGACCUGAGAAAGGAGCUGAACAUCGAGCCUCCCCCGCACACCAUCACGGCCACCAGCCAGAAAGCCACAUUAGAUUCUUAGCACUGACCUCGAAUGUCAGAGGUCACUGUACAACCAGAUGGGACAGAAUGCAGGGACUCUUUGGAGGGAUGUCAUACAGUAAUUUAGGCAUUGUAUGUGGAGUGACUGAGUCACGGCAAUUGUGUCAAGCUUCCCCCAUGAUUUCAAGUGAAGGAAGAAAAGGCCAAUAUUCACAGUGGGUGCAGAGGAUUACCAGAGGGCUGGAUGCAAUUUUCACCAUGGCACGGAUACACAUGAUUAUUCGAAUAUGGCACAUAUUAGUUAAUUAUUGCAUUCUAUCCAUGCUACCUGAGACAUGAAACAGACAAGUUGGAGGGCAUGCAGUAGGGCAUACAGAUAGGUCAGAUCGUAUUGAUCACAUACAGAUGGUUAGCAGAUGUUAUUGCGAGUAUAGCGAAAUGCUUGUGCUUCUAGUUCCGACGCACAAGCAUUACGAUCUGACCUAUCUGCAUGCCCUCCCACUUGUCUGUUUCAUGCCUCAGGUAGCAUGGAUAGAAUGCAAUAAUUGACUAAUAUGUGCCAUGUUGGAAUAAUUAUGUGUGAAGUAUGGUGAAACUUGCACUCCUGGGAGGGCAUACAUGCAAUUUGCCUAAAUGGAAACACCUCUUCAUUUUUAUUGGACACUGUAGCAAUGUUUUUGUGAAAAACUGUAUUUGUUGUUUUUAAAAGUCACCUUGACCUAGAGAGAUUUACACCGUUACCAAAUCAUCACAACAGGGUAAGCCUACACAAAACAGCCCUUAUUUGUAGUGGUUGCUAAAAAUCCCCUAUGGUGGAAAAACGAUUGGAACCUUUUCCCUGUUGGACAGUUGGUUUUUAUGGGCAUUAUGGCUCAUACUGUGGUACUCUGUUCUACUAUAUCUGCCAUUUCCAUUACACAUGUCACAAUGACUCAAUAUAAACCUACCUAUUGAGUGCAAGGCACUUUUUGUACUACCUUGUUGAGGAUCUUGUAGGUCAUGGCUAAAUGGGAUAAAAUACAGCUUUUGUAAAAUGAAUGCCUAAAUGUGAUUUUAUUUGCAUGUUAGCUAACCUGAACCCUAACGCUUUUCCUGAGAUCUUAACCUAAUUCACCUAAUCUGCUAUGUUAAUUAUCCUAACCUGCUAAUAAAAGUAACAAAAGCUGUAGGCUACAUAUCCCAUCUAGUCAAAACCGGUUCUUGUAUUAGGCCUACCAGCUGGUAUUCUUCAACCACCUAAUCAUCACAAGGCUAGGCAGACCGAGGACAAGGGAGAGCAUGUUGCUGGCAGUUAGGCUAUGUGAGGUGGAAGUGAGUAGUUAUUUAGUCAUCAAUUGAUGACUGUUGAUAGAAACAAAUAAUGUCUGGUAUCAGUAAAACACUAAGACGUCAUUUUUUAAAUAUCUGACAUAGCCCCAUUGGUAUCACACAUGGCACAUUUACUGUAAAGAAUGGCUGUCGUAAUGUGUUUUAUAUGUAUUCAUGAUGAGCACAGGGCUGUUCAUGUAUCUCGGGGGUGAGAUGUGUCGCUCAUCAAUAAAUGCUUUGCACAUUGUU